This is a messenger RNA of Rhinolophus ferrumequinum (greater horseshoe bat), 8660 nucleotides long. It is a transcript of the gene PEAK1, whose product is annotated as pseudopodium enriched atypical kinase 1. Lineage: Eukaryota; Metazoa; Chordata; Mammalia; Chiroptera; Rhinolophidae. The transcript is spliced from 11 exons. Bases 933 to 6137 code for a protein of 1734 amino acids. The record is from RefSeq and is a predicted model, not a curated record. Gene Ontology annotation, biological process: protein phosphorylation. Gene Ontology annotation, molecular function: ATP binding; protein kinase activity. Gene Ontology annotation, cellular component: actin cytoskeleton; focal adhesion.
CGCGCGGUGGACUCGGCGGCGUCGAGUAGUUAGUUGUUGUUAGUGUCAGUUGGUCGGCGGCGGUGGCCGCGGUGAGCAGGAAGGGGACCGGCCGGCUGGCGAUGGUGGUCACCGCGGUGGCGUGUGCGCCCCUCAGAACCCAGGGUGAGUUCUUGGGAACAAAACAGACUGUGCGGACCAUUUAAGAGGACAUCUGGGCUUCCAAGCAGCCUGUCGUGUUAUCUGGAUGGACAGAAUCCCUGCUGACUUUUCACAGCCAGAUGUGGAUGCUCCUCUUUCCAGCACUGGUGAAGUGAUCUUGUUGGCAGUGAAGUGAAUGCUGGAUUAGAGAAGGGCAAAACUGGAAGCAAGAUCAGAUGCCUGCUCGGUGGACAUUUCUGAAGCCCGUUUGGUUGGGGGAGUCAGUGAUGUGGAGGACUGUGGCUGACGUGAACGUCUGUGGCGUCCAGCCUGGAUCACGAGCAGGAAGCCUGAAAUGGGUGAUUGCGCUGGAAGAAAAUGAAGGGCAUGAAAGGCUAGAGGUAUUUGCCUAAACUGGAACUUAUGCUGUAGCUAUUUCUUUGUGGAUUUGUCUAAAAACCUAAGGAAAAGAGCAACUGUGGUCCAUUUGUAAGGGAAGAAAAGGAAGAAUGACAGAAUGCCUGGAGUUGGAGCCACUUGAACUGGUAAACAUUGCUAUCUUCAGAAAAUAAGGUAUGAGAGGCAAGGAAGAGAGGACAUUCAUCUUGGAAGGAUCCAAAGUACUUUGAAAUUUUAAAGGAAUGUAAUGAUAGCUGCUAAAACUACCAUAAUGGAUGAAGUACGUCAAAUUUAACUGAUGGAUCAUACUUAACAAGAGCUGCUAUGAUACAUAGGGGAGGUGAAAACUAACCGAUGAAAGUUGUGCCAUGCACUGAAAGGAAAGCAUUGUCUGUGAAGUUCUAUUUUUAAAAAUGUCUGCUUGUAACACCUUUACUGAACACGUUUGGAAACCUGGUGAAUGCAAGAACUGCUUUAAACCCAAACGCUUACACCAGCUGCCCCCAGAGCCCGAGAAGGCCCCCACCUCCCCCGGCAAUGUGAAAACUAAUGCCAAUCACAGCAACAACCGUCGCGUCAGAAACACCGGGAAUUCCCGGCCUCCUGUGGCUAAAAAACCCACUAUAGCUGUGAAGCCCACUAUGAUGGUGGCAGACGGGCAAAGUGUGUGUGGUGAGCUUAGUAUCCAAGAACACUGUGAGGACAAACCUGUCAUUACAGGGAGGAGCCAAAGCAGGACAGCCGUGACGCAGAAACCACUUACUACUAAUAAUUAUAAUGCAGCUGGUAUUGAAGGACUUAGCCAUGUUCCUAACCCUUACGGCAGUAGUGAUACUGCAAAGAAGGGAUCAGGUAACAACAGUGGACUCACUGAAGUGUUGAAGGAGAUAGCAGGCUUGGGUACCACCCCUCAGAGCAGAGGAAAUGAAACCAACUCCCGAGAAACGUUCUUAGGAAGAAUAAAUGAUUGCUAUAAACGAUCCCUGGAAAGAAAGCUUCCACCGAGUUGCAUGAUGGGUGGGAUGAAGGAUACUCAGGGCAGGCACGUCAUUCUGAGUGGGAGCACAAAGGUGAUCAGUAACGAAGGGGGCCGCUUCUGCUACCCGGAGUUUUCCAGUGGCGAGGAGAGCGAGGACGACGCGCUUCUUGGUGACAUGGAAGAGGAGCGUGAGAGCUGGGAUGAGAGUGACGAGGAGCUGCUGGCCAUGGAGAUUCGCAUGAGAGGGCAGCCGCGCUUCGCUAACUUCAGGGCGAACACCUUGUCCCCUGUUCGAUUCUGUGUGGACAAAAAAUGGAACACUGUCCCUCUGCGAAAUAAGUCUCUGCAGAGAAUCUGUGCUGUGGAUUAUGAUGACAGUUACGAUGAAAUCCUGGACGGUUAUGACCAGACUCCUCUGGUGUCCUGUGGGCCAGGAAGUGCUCAGAGCGUGGUGUCAGUGGGCUCCACCUCACCAGACUCUUCCUUAACAGAAGAAUCACGUUCUGAGACAGCCAGUAGUUUAUCCCAGAGGGUCUGUAAUAGAGGACUAGUGCCUGGGAACCCCGGAGAUUCCAAGGACGUGAAGGAAAGCCUGUGUGGUGACGAUCAGAAGGAGUCAUCCUCACAGGCAUCCAGAAGAUCCGCAAAAGUUCCGGAGACACACAAAGCAGUCCUUGCUCUCCGGCUGGAAGAGAAGGAUGGCAAGAUUGCUGUACAAACUGAGAAGCAAGAGAGUAAAGCCUCUACAGAUAUCACCGGGCACGCAGUAACCAUAAACCUCGUUCCUGCAGAAGAACAAGCGAAGCCCUACCGCGUUGUGAAUCUCGAGCAGCCGCUGUGCAAGCCGUACACUGUGGUGGACGUGUCGGCAGCCAUGGCGAGUGAGCACCUGGAGGGCCCUGUGCACAGCCCCACGACCAAAACCUCAUCUUCUACUCCAGACCCUCCAGUGCUGUCACCUCCAUCGACAGCAGGACAAAUAAGUGCCCAUUUCCAAAAGUCCAGUGCAAUCCGGUACCAGGAGGUAUGGACUUCCAGUACCAGUCCACGCCAAAAGAUACCCAAGGUGGAGUUAAUUAGUGGUGGAACUGGGCCAAAUGUCCCCCCAAGGAAAAGCUGUCACAAAUCAGCACCCACAUCACCCAUAGCUACAAACAUUUCCUCCAAAACCAUCCCUGUGAAGUCACCUAAUUUGUCUGAAAUAAAAUUUAAUAGUUACAACAAUGCUGGUAUGCCGCCUUUUCCAAUCAUCAUUCAUGACGAGCCAACGUAUGCUCGGAGUUCCAAAAAUGCUAUCAAAGUUCCCAUUGUAAUCAAUCCAAAUGCAUAUGACAAUCUCGCCAUUUAUAAAAGUUUUCUCGGCACAAGUGGAGAUCUUUCAGUGAAGGAAAAAACCACGAGUAUAAUAAGCCAUACUUAUGAAGAAAUAGAAACUGCAAGCAAAGUGUCUGAUGACACCGCCAGCAAGGCCACCGAAUGUCCCCAAGCUAAAGGGUCUGCAAACAGCACCGAUCGGAAGAGGGGCUCAGUGGCCCAGAAGGUCCAGGAGUUUAACAGCUGUCUUAACAGAGGUCAGACUUCACCACAGAGAAGCUAUAGUUCCGGCCGCAGCUCCCCAAACAAGGUCCACAGAACCACUCAAGAGCCUGCUGCCAAAACAGAAGGCGCCCAGGAGCCUCCGACGCCGGGCAGCGGCAGCCGGGAGAAGGCGAGCACCGUGCUUUCCCAGAUCGUGGCCUCCAUCCCGCCCCCACAGUCUCCGCCAGAAGUGCCCGCGUCUGGCCCGAAGGCGUGCAGUGUGGAAGAGCUUUACGCGGUUCCUCCAGAUGCUGGUGCUGCCAGGACUACACCAGUCCGGCCCAAAUCUCUCUUUACAUCGCAGCCCAGUGGUGAGGCAGAAGCCCCGCAGAGCGCAGAAAACCUCACCACCAAAGUGCAGAAAGAUCCGCUGGCAAAGCCAGUCACCAGCCCUCCUUCCAAACUAGUGACCGACCCCCACACUGAGCCCCCACCUCCCUUCCCCCCACCACGCUCUACUUCCUCCCCUUACCAUGCAAGUAACCUUUUGCAGAAGCAUUUCACCAACUGGACCAAGCCCACCAGCCCUCCCAGGUCCACAGAAGCUGAGUCAGUUUUGCACUCGGAAGGCAGCAGGCGGGCAGCGGAUGCAAAACCUAAACGCUGGAUAUCAUUUAAAAGCUUCUUCCGCCGUCGGAAAACGGAUGAGGAGGAAGACAAAGAGAAAGACCGAGACAGAGGAAAACUGGUGGGCCUCGAUGGCACAGUCAUCCACAUGCUGCCUCCUCCCCCGGUCCAGCGCCAUCACUGGUUCGCGGAGGCUAAAGGGGAACCGAGUGAGAAGCCUGCCAUUAUCUUCACGUACAGGUGUGACCCUGCCCAGGGCCAGCUGGCGGCGGAGAGCUCGGCCAGGGCCGACCGGCCGGCCGGCGUGGGGAAGGCUGCCACAGAGAACGGGGCACCGCAGAGCUCUGAGAAGAACACAAGGACCCAUUCUUCUCCCUCCCAGAUCCCUAAAGACAUGCUCAGUCAUGUGACCCAUGAAGUGACAGAGGAUUUUUCUCCUUGGGAUCCAAGAACUGUUGUGAAGCAAGAUGGCAAGAGCUGCACACCAGCAUUGCCCGUGCCUGAGCUGGAAACGGAAGAGGAAAAAGAAGACAUUUCAAAUCCCGUGGACCCAAAUCCCUGUAGUGCAACAUACAGCAACUUAGGGCAGUCUAGAGCAGCCAUGAUCCCUCCCAAGCAUCCACGACAGCCUAAGGGAGCUUUGGAUGAUGGCAUUACCUUUGCUGGGAAAACAGACCAAGAAGCACCUAAUGAUUCCCAGCCUACCCCACCCCCGCUGCCAAAGAAAACAAUCGUAAGAGCCAAUACAGAGCCAACCUCCAAAGACCUCCAGAAAUCCACAGGAACUAGUCUCUGUGUCAUGGCUAAUCCCACCUACGAUAUUGAUCCCAACUGGGAUACUAGCAGCGCUGGCUCUUCUGUCAGUUAUGAACUCAAGGGCCUGGACAUUGAGUCUUACGACUCCUUGGAGAGACCUUUGCACAAGGAGCGCCCUGUCCCCUCAGCAGCAAACAGCAUCUCCAGCUUAACCACUGUCAGUAUUAAGGACAGAUGCUCUAACAGCAUGGAAUCCCUGUCCAGUCGGCGUGGCCCCUCCUGCAGACAGGCCUGGGGCAUCCAGAAGCCACAGAGACAAGCACUUUAUCGAGGACUUGAGAGUCAGGAAGAAGUGGUGGGGAAGAUCCGAAGCCUUCAUACGGACACCUUGAAGAGACUGGCUGUUAAAUGCGAAGACAUCUUCAUGGCUGGGCAGAAAGACCAACUCCGUUUUGGGGUGGACAGCUGGUCAGAUUUCAGGCUCACCAGUGACAAGCCGUGUUGUGAGGCAGGAGAUGCCGUCUACUACACAGCUUCAUAUGCAAAAGAUCCACUUAAUAACUAUGCAGUCAAGAUCUGUAAGAGCAAAGCCAAGGAGUCGCAGCAGUACUGUCACAGCUUGGCUGUUCGGCAGAGUCUGGCUGUCCAUUUUAACAUCCAGCAGGACUGUGGUCAUUUCCUUGCCGAAGUCCCUAAGCGUCUGCUGCCCUGGGAGGGUCCUGAUGCCCCGGAAGAGGAAGACGAUGAAAGUCAAGAAAAUGAAGAGGGUGUGAGAGGAGACACUGAUGGGGAAAGCGCAGAGCCCUGCUGGGAAGCAGAGUCACCCCAGAAGGAGAGCCCGGCAGCCCUCGGCAGGACGCAGAGGAGCCACGUUGUGGUCAUCACCAGGGAGGUCCCCCGCCUCACCGUGGCUGAUUUUGUGCGGGACUCCCUGGCCCAACAUGGGAGGAGCCCCGACUUAUACGAGAGGCAAGUGUGUCUGCUGCUCUUACAGCUGUGCUCUGGCCUUGAGCACCUGAAGCCCUACCACGUCACUCACUGCGAUCUCCGUCUGGAGAACCUGCUGCUGGUCCACUCCCAGCCCGGGGGUGCCGGCCAGGGCCUCGGGCCUGCAGAGCCCCGCGCUGCCUCCUCCCGCCACACGAGGCUCAUCGUAAGCAACUUCUCUCAGGCCAAGCAGAAGAGCCACCUGCUGGAGACUGACAUCCUCCGGGACCAGUCCCGCCUGGCCCCCGAGAUCGUCACGGCGACCCAGUACAGGAAGUGUGACGAGUUCCAGACGGGCAUCCUCAUCUAUGAGCUGCUGCACCUGCCCAACCCCUUUGACGAGAGCCCAGAGCUGAAGGAGAAGGAGUACACGCGAGCGGACCUGCCUCGCAUCCCACUCCGCUCCCCCUAUUCCUGGGGCCUGCAGCAGCUGGCUGGCUGCCUCCUGAACCCCAACCCCUCCGAGAGGAUCCUCAUCUCCGAGGCCAGGGGCAUCCUGCAGUGUCUGCUCUGGGGCCCCCGGGAAGACGUCUUCCAGACGUUGAGCACUGCCCCCAGCCCAGGGCAGAGGAAUGCCCUGCUCCAGAACUGGCUGGACAUCAGGCGGACACUGCUCAUGAUCAAGUUUGCGGAGAAGUCCUUGGACAGGGAGGGGGGGGUCAGCCUUGAGGACUGGCUCUGUGCUCAGUAUUUGGCUUUUGCCACUCCAGACUCCCUCAGCUGUGUCGUGAAGAUCCUGCAACACCGUUAAUGCAUCCUGGUCACUGCUUUUCCUUCACUGUCGUCGUAUUCAAAUUACCCACACGCUUCCCCAGCCUCGAAGUCACAGAAUUCAAGGAAAGGAGAGUCAGACCGUCCAUCCAUGUCCACGAACCAAGGACACUCAGAAAGGUGUCCACAGCUCCAAAUCAAGGGACCAGCUGAGUGUCUUAUCUGUACAGAAACUCAACUGCACCAGCGUCCAGCUGCCUUCCACGGGAGCACCUUUCACCCCGAUUGUCCCACAAAUGCAGAUUAAACAAAAAAAGAACAUUUUUGAAGGGAUUGCUCCUUUGGUAUGAACUCAGUGUCCAGUUCCUCCAUACUUCUGAAUUCCACCUGCCUUUUUAACACCAAGUAUUUAUUCUCACUAGCAAUAGAUAGAUUUAACCAAUUCUUACCGUCAUCCACUAAGCUCUCACAACAGACUUUCUCCCUGUGUUACCAGGCAGAACUGCCAUGCUUAGUGUCAGCCCAGUUUGGGUUCCAGGGAUGAUGUUCUCAGUUGUAGCAGGUAGUAGAAGGACAAGGAACAACCCAUCCCUUGGGUCGCGGACCCCUUUUCGUUUCUGUUAUCGAUAAGUGGGUAGCUGCAUGAGGAUGGCCCUAACUGUUCCCUCUGCUGCCACACUGCCCCGUUCUCCUUCACCUCCACUCUGUCCCCACUUGCCAAUGAAGUUUGACUUUAUCGGCCACUUGUGACCUCUUACAGAGCUGGCCCGUAGGGGUAUGUGUCACCAAUGCCUCAGCAGGCUGGAGUGCAGUUCAGAUCUUAUAAAUAGCUGCCAGUCUACAGGAGAUGACUUUCCUGCAUGCGCAAUUCUCUAGGAACCAUGAUGGCAGCAGUUUAAAGUACGGUUCUUUGAUUUCUGUCAGGGUUGGCAGCCAGGGCUGGUGGUGCCCAGAUCACAGUUUUUCCCCAAGCAGUCACUGGCCGGCUUCCUUCUAUCAGCACCCAGUUAACUAGUCUGCCAAGUGUGUCGAUAGCGGCCCUGAAUGAUCUCCUUAGAGGGCAUGGCACAAGUGGGUAUUAGGGUGGCUGGAGGCAGGCGAGGGGGAAGCUGCUGACGAGGCUGCUGACCUUGCUGGAGAGACGCCUCUCACGGCACUGGCAGUGCUCCCCGUGACUCUGAAGUGGCCCUGAGGACAGUUCCCAGGGGAUCUGGGAUGCUGAGCUGAGUGGCUGAGGACUGCUCACCGUGUGUGAGGUCUGUGCUCCGGUCCUGUGGGUAUAUGUGCAAUCUUUAUGUACUUUUAGCUGUGUAUUACAGUGUUUUAUGUUGCAACUUCACCUGAAGCAAGGUCCCCAGAAGUCCUCCCCUUUUCCCUUGGCACAUAUUUGCUCUAAGAGACAAGUGUUCCUUCCACCGGGGUUUGUGAGUAUAUGCGUGCUUGUUUUGUUCAAAGCUGUGAGUAUCUGUUUACUUCAACAUUGAAAUCCCAAGAGUCACUCGACAGUAUGAGUGUGUGUCCACAAGUGUGCCCAUGUGUGUGCAUGUGUGUGCUGGAGGUCGAGGCCAGGCCUCGGAGGAGGAACUGUGGCAGGGUUGAUAGAAUGUUGUCUGCACCUGGCCAGGGAGGGAGCCCUGGGCUCUCGGUCGACCAACACAGAGGUUCUUAACCUAGACUGAUGGUGCAGUGUGGCUUAGUUCGCACAUUAGUGGCCUUUGGAAAUUUCUAAACUUUUAACAUUUUUAACAGCCUUUCAUGUGAUUCACUGGUAUUAAAGAGGAUCAAGAAAGGAAAAGAAUGUAUUUUAUUGUGCUUUUUCUUUUUCUUUAAAGAGACUGGCCAGCAGUCCAAGACUCCCAAGGCAGAGAGUUGUGUGGGCCACAAAGAGGGUUCCCUCCCCUGGCCAGAGUGCAGGGCCCCGCCCCGCGGAGAGCCAUACACAGCAGCCAGCGUCCUCUCUCAGUGUCCCGGGCACGGCUGCACUCGCCUGACGGACUGGGGCGUGGCCCCCCACCCAGCCCCUGUGCACAUGGCUCCUCGCCCGCUCACACACUGAAGCAGCGCACGCACCCUGACCGUGUCAGCGGCACGUCCCGUGGCAGCCCUGCCUCACUCCCCAACCGUGCUGCCUCAGUGUCACUCCGUGCCUUGCCCAUGUGAAUUUGUUGACUAUUUAAUGAGGUUUCAUAUUUAAUGAAGAAAGUUCCCUCUCUGUUUGUUCUCUAAGUAUUCUUUUUCUUUAUUUUUCUUCUGUUUUGACUUGGAUCUAGCCUCCUUCAUUUUAACUCUAGUACUGUAACCAGAUACCCUCUACUACUGUUAUCUUACAGCACUGGUCACCAAGCCCCUCUCCUGAUAUGCUCAGUGCCAUUUUUACCUUCAGAUUUGUGAAGGGCAAAAGACAAAUGCCAACUAGUAGUAAAAGGGCCUCAGGCUUCCCAGAGACGGGGCUAGAUUAAUAUUUCCUGAGUGUUCGUGAAAAAUGCGAGGCAGAGAGGGAGAGGGCGUUACAGGUUAGAGCAGAACGGAUGAAACAACUGUCUGGGCAAGAGGACCACGUCAC